Molecule: messenger RNA, 4482 nt
Organism: Oncorhynchus tshawytscha (Chinook salmon)
Lineage: Eukaryota; Metazoa; Chordata; Actinopteri; Salmoniformes; Salmonidae
Product: neuroligin-3
Exons: 7
Coding region: 416-2947 (843 amino acids)
Biological process (GO): presynaptic membrane assembly; chemical synaptic transmission; modulation of chemical synaptic transmission
Cellular component (GO): postsynaptic specialization membrane; synapse; cell surface
Molecular function (GO): neurexin family protein binding; signaling receptor activity
Source: RefSeq, a predicted model, not a curated record
CGUCGUGAACGAGCUGCGCGCGCACAAACCGAAAGGGCUAAUAUAUUAAUGUUAAUCAGGAAGACAAAAUAGAACAUGUGAAUUGAAAGCAAAAUAUUUGCAUGCGAUUUAAAAAAUAAUAAUAAUGAAAUGUGAUCAUCAAUGCAGUGCCAUGAAAACGAAAUGAUAUGGAGAAGAGCAAACCGGGAAUGAAGAGUAGGAGCCUCCGUUAGAGCAGCUCGGUUUCAGAACAGCAAUGAGAAUUGGAGCUGGAGAUGAGUGAAUACCUGGGCUUUGUUAAUUUGUUUUUAGUAACCAUUGGCGCCCAGGGCAGGUUGAGCGAUGCCUGGUUAAGUGGAAUAUAGUAGGUCAUAGGGGUUGAGAGGACACUCGAGUGUACAUUGGCGUGGUGCAAGGGCACUCACUUGCCCAGACCAUGUGUUUGGCAGAGUUUACGCACCAUGUGUUGCCUGCACACCUAUCAAAGCAGCGAGGAACCGCAACCAUCACCACCCGCCGUGGUCUUUUAAUGUGGAUGUUAUGUUCCUACUGGCCAUUUACAGUGGUGACCAGCCAGAACUUCAACCCGACUGUGAACACCCAGUUUGGGAAGCUGAGGGGCCUCCGGGUUGCGGUGCCAGGUGAGGUCCUUAAGCCCGUUGAUCAGUACCUUGGGGUGCCGUACGCUGCCCCUCCCAUCGGGGAGAAGCGCUUCAUGCCCCCAGAGCAGCCCUCUUCCUGGUCAGGGAUCAAGAAUGCUACCCACUUCAUGCCUGUGUGCCCUCAGAACAUCCGCAACACAGUGCCUGAAAUCAUGAUGCCCAUAUGGUUCACCUAUAACCUGGACACAGUGGCCAACCUCAUUCAGGACCAGAACGAGGACUGUUUGUAUUUAAACAUCUAUAUUCCAACAGAGGAUGGGUCCCACAGCAAGAGUCAAGGAGUGGAUUUCUCUCAUGGUGACAGUGAAGACAUUCGGAACACUGAGGCUAGGCCUGUGAUGGUCUACAUCCAUGGAGGAUCCUACAUGGAGGGGACAGGAAAUAUGAUCGAUGGGAGUGUGCUGGCCAGCUAUGGGAAUGUCAUCGUCAUCACUCUCAACUACAGGGUCGGAGUACUAGGGUUCCUCAGUACAGGUGACCAGGCAGCUAAAGGAAAUUAUGGACUCCUGGACCAGAUCCAAGCCCUGCGUUGGAUCAGCAAGAACAUUGGCUAUUUUGGAGGAGACCCUGGUCGCAUCACUGUCUUUGGAUCUGGGAUCGGAGCAUCCUGCGUCAGCCUGCUCACACUGUCCCAUCACUCUGAGGGCCUGUUCCACAGAGCCAUCAUCCAGAGUGGCUCAGCCCUGUCCAGCUGGGCCGUCAACUAUCAGCCUGUCAAGUACACCCGCAUGCUGGCCGAGAGGGUGGGCUGCAACGUGCUGGACACCCUGGACAUGGUGUCCUGCCUGCAGAAGAAGAGUGCCAGAGAGCUGGUGGAGCAGGACAUCCAGCCAGCCCGCUACCACGUAGCCUUUGGCCCCGUCAUCGAUGGUGAUGUCAUCCCUGAUGAUCCCGAGAUCCUGAUGGAGCAGGGCGAGUUCCUCAACUAUGACAUCAUGCUGGGUGUCAACCAGGGGGAAGGGCUGCGCUUUGUGGAGACUGUUGUGGACCUGGAGGACGGCGUAUCUGGCAGCGACUUUGAUUUUGCUGUGUCGGACUUUGUGGACAGCCUGUAUGGCUACCCGGAGGGGAAGGACACUCUGAGGGAGACCAUCAAGUUCAUGUACACGGACUGGGCCGACAGGGACAACCCGGAGACCAGGAGGAAGACAUUAGUUGCCCUGUUCACUGACCACCAGUGGGUGGAGCCCUCAGUGGUGACAGCUGACCUGCACGCCCGCUACGGCUCGCCCACAUACUUCUACGCCUUCUACCACCACUGCCAGAGCCUGAUGAAGCCUGUGUGGUCGGACUCGGCCCACGGGGACGAGGUGCCCUAUGUGUUUGGCAUCCCCAUGGUGGGAGCCACUGACCUGUUCCCGUGCAACUUCUCCAGGAAUGACAUCAUGCUCAGCGCUGUGGUCAUGACCUACUGGACUAACUUCGCUAAGAGUGGGGAUCCCAACAAGCCAGUUCCUCAGGACACCAAGUUCAUCCACACCAAGGCCAACCGCUUUGAGGAAGUGGCCUGGUCCAAGUACAACCCCCAUGACCAGCUGUACCUUCACAUCGGCCUGAAGCCUCGCAUCCGUGACCACUACCGCGCCACCAAGGUAGCUUUCUGGAAGCACCUGGUGCCCCACCUGUAUAACCUCCAUGACAUGUUCCAAUACACCUCCACCACCACUAAGGUCCCUCCCCAGGACACCACCAACUCCAACGGUAAGAGGACUGGCACCACCAAGCGUCCGCCUGUCUCCACGGCCCACAGCAGUAACGGGGAAGAGGAGGAAACGGGUCCUCUGAUUGUGGCUAACCCGAGAGAUUACUCCACUGAGCUGAGUGUCACCAUCGCUGUGGGCGCUUCACUGCUGUUCCUCAAUGUGCUGGCCUUUGCCGCGCUCUAUUACCGUAAGGACAAGCGCAGCCGGCAGGAUGGCCACGGCAGCCCCCAUCAAGCCAGUCCCCAGCGACAGAGCAACGGCAAUGAAGUGAGCCACACCACCACCACCAUCGACGAGAGCCUGUCCCAUCAGAUGACCCAGAGCAGCCAGAUGAACCAGUGUGACACCCUGCAUGACCUCCAUGAUCUCCACGACCUCCAUGACCUUCAUGACCUUCACGAUCCCCUGCACCUCUCCACCAACAUGGACUACACCAUGACCCUGCGCCGCUCACCAGACGACAUCCCCCUGAUGACACCCAACAAUAUCACCAUGAUCCCCAACUCCUUGAUGGGCCUUCCCAAUAUGCACCCCUACAGUACCUUCCCAUCCGGGUACAACUCCACAGGCCUGCCCCACUCCCACUCCACCACCCGGGUAUAGACCCAGCCUGGGACAGAUGACAUACAGACCACAGGGGACAGAGAUUGUAGAGGUGAGUUGAGGUGUGUGCUGUGCUGUACAGUAGUUUAGGAAUGAAUACAAAACAGAAGUUGGUAUGGGAUGCGUGGGUAAGAUAAGUUUGAAUUUAUGUUCAUACUGCAAGAGCCAUACAAAGCUUUUUCUGCUCAAAGGGUGCAGAAUCGCCGCCAAUAUAAUACUACUGCCUCCUCUUCCUCACAGAAGGAGGUCUAUAAGCAGUGUCAUUUUCUUAUAAUCAUUUUCAAAAGCCUUUGUGUGCUGGUUAAAACAUGGGGAAAAAAAGCUUUUUAUUUCCCAUUCUUGUCUUUUGAGGGUAACAUUUAUUUGUUUCUUUCUUGUACAACCUCAGUAUAGUGUUUGUACAGUUGGAUUUGUACGGGAAGCUUUUUUCUUACUAUGAUAUCUGUUUUGAUUUUCAACAAUUCUUUGUGGAACAAUUAACAUCUGGACUCAUCCGUGACUGAAGGACAUUUGUAAAAAGCAGAAAAUCUGUGUUAUGAAGCUAUUUUAUACAUAUUCCUCAUGUUACUCACAACUUAAAAGGGUAUUUUUUACUUCCUGACUAAAGAAUGGCUUGUUACUGUAACAUUCUCUGCUUAGAGAAAUACUGUUACGGUGACUGUGAUGAAUUGAACCUUCACUACAACAUUGAUUACAAUUUGUAGUAAAAGUAUCACAUUUAUCCAAACAAUAUUUCUAUUUGAAUAUGCACAACGUGUGUGCGUUCGUGUGUGUGUGUGUGUGUGUGACUGUGUGUGUGUGUGUGUGCGUGUGUUUGUGUCUGUUUGCGUGCGCGUAUGUUUGUGAGCGUGCGCGUGUCUGUGCACACGCAAAGUGCAAUGUACAAGUGUAAAUUGGUAAGACAUUUGUUUGACAUUUGUUUGAAGUAUUGGCUUUCAUCAUAUUAGUGUUGUACUCCGAUCUAUGGUCGUCUGUUUAAGUACCUUUGUUAUUUUUCAGUUGACUGUGUCUUCUUUUGCUAAACACGUUCUGCGAAUGCGACUUCUGCUUUGUUAUAAACAGAGAAUAGCUUAAGAUGGCACCUACUCUAACCAACUGAUAUGAUUCCAUAGGCUUGGCUUGUUUGUACAGAAUAAACUUAGACCAGCAGUUUUUUUAUUGUUAUUUGUUUAUAUGAAUAUAAAGGUAUUCAGUAAGAUAAUUAAGUAUAUCACAAUUGUAUGUAUAAACUACCUGAAUCAAUCAGAUUUUAAAGAGUUUUGCUUAAAAUAUUGCAGAUUGAGCAAGCUGAGAUUCACCCAUAGGCUUCAUCCCAUUUACACAAAAGCCAGAUUUUGCAGCAUAACACGUUUUGAAGCAUUACUAUGAAAGUGUCUUUUGAAUUCAAUGUGAACACUUCACAGUAUUAUUCUGGGAGAAUGCACAUCGCUCUGAGAAUUAUUGUCAUCUUGCUUUCUUUGAUACGAUCAUAGAACACAAUUGACUAAUACUACUGUUCAAUAUCAAUGGGCUGAUUAAAGAUUUUUUGGAACUGA